AUCGCAAAAAUACCUUUCCUCAUUUUGGAAAAGAGCUGAUAUACUUCAAACUGAUGGAUCGAAUUCUAUGAAAUACUUAUAGUUAAGAAACACCCUAAAAACCUCGUUUUAUAUUUAAAAAACGCAUCGAAAUUGUCCCAUUCAUUCAAUGCUACGAUGCCACUGACCGACAUUGGAGUCAAACAUAGAUGGUGGCGGAUAGAGACUCCGAGAAAACCGACAGGGACCUCGCAGAUCAGUAUGGCUACAAAAAGGAUUUUCGGACAGCAAUCCCGCAGUUCCUAGCAGUCAGCGUCAAGAACUUGUUAUUACUUGGUUAUGGCAUGACACUCGGUUUCCCGACAAUUCUCAUACCUGCAGUGAGCCAACCAAUAGAAGAAGAACAAUUAAGUCUAUACCCGUCACAAGUGGCUUGGAUUAGUUCAAUCAACUUAAUAGUGGUCCCAUUGGGCUGCGCGUUGUCCGGCGCGGUGACCGCUCCGAUGGGCCGGCGGCGCGCGAUGCAGUUUGUGAACCUGCCCUUCUUCGUGGCUUGGCUGAUGUUUCAUUUUUCCACCACUCCUGCGCAUUUAUAUGGAGCUCUCUUCCUCACUGGGUUGGCGGGAGGACUUCUUGAAGCUCCGGUGUUAACAUACGUGGCUGAGAUAACACAGCCGCACCUCCGGGGAGCGUUCACCGCCACCAGCUCGAUGUGCAUCAUCAUUGGCGUGUUCACGCAGUUCCUCUUCGGCCUGUUUAUGUACUGGCGCACCGUGGCACUGGUUAACAUCAUAUUCACGAUCCUCGCGGUGAUUGCCCUGUUCUUCGUACCCGAGUCUCCGCACUGGCUUGUAUCGCGGAAACGAUAUGAUGAAGCGAAGUCGAGCCUGCAAUGGCUUCGUGGCUGGACACACUCCAGUGCCGUAGAGAAGGAACUACGAGACAUCCAGGCAUUAUAUAAAAACAAAAAAGUGCAAUCAGAGGACUCGGAUGAAACUAUUAGAGAAAAAUUAUCGUAUUACCUGGAGAGAACAUUUUUGAUUCCAUUCUUUCUCGUUAGUUACUGCUUCUUCAUUGGGCAUUUCAGCGGCAUGACUACGUUACAGACAUACGCGGUGUCCAUAUUCCAGAUGUUGGAGGCUCCAAUAGACAAGUACUAUGCCACGCUAAUCCUGGGCAUCGUGCAGAUAUUAGGCUCUAGCGCGUGCGUAGCGCUGGUGCAUUACACGGGGAAACGUCCCUUAGCUGUAUUCUCCACGGCGGGUGCGGGGAUCUGUUGCGUACUCGUUGCGGCAUAUGACGGUUACAUACAAAUGCAUAGUGUCCCGGAGGAAUCUAUUACUGACACUGAUAUGAGCGGAACUCUCAACAGUGACAUAGCAAGAAGUAUAAUGUCGGGCUACUCUUGGAUCCCUACAAGCCUCCUUUUGAUGCUCGCCUUCAUCACGCACACGGGGAUCAGGUUACUGCCAUGGAUUCUUAUUGGUGAGGUGUUCAGCGCAAAGACGCGAUCAGGAGGCGCCGGCCUCGCCAGUGGCGCGGGUUACAUCUUCGGUUUCCUAACCAACAGGUUAUAUGUUGCCUUAUUGGACAACAUAUCAAUCCGUGGCACGUAUGGGCUCUAUGGUGCAGUAAGCUUAACUGGGUGUUUGGUAUUGUAUUUUAUUCUGCCGGAAACUGAAGGGAAAGAGUUGGGUGAUAUAGAAAAUCACUUUGCAGGAAUUAAAAAGCUCGGCAACGAAGUCUAUAGACCUCCGAAAAAAACGAAGGAAGUGACAAUGACUCAUCUCAAAGGUGCCAGCAAUCCAACUUUUGAGGGCGAUGAUACGCAUAUGUAAUAAUUAUAAUACAUAGGUCACUAGAUAAGUUUUGCAAUAGACACGUAUGAAACAAAGAGGUCACAUAUAUCUUUUUAGACUAUAUUUCCAUAGACAAUGUUUCUCUGGAUUUAGACUUUGAAAAAGUUGGCGCGGGCUAAAGACGAUUUACGUAUAUUUUAUACUCAGAUCAUUCUUAUAUCUAUGAUUUUAUACAACAAUUUCAUUACAUAAAAAUUUUAGAUUUUUUAAUAAUUAAAUUUAAAAAGAAAGUAAAUGUUUUCCGGCCAAACAUUGUCUAAGGAAAUAUAGUUUUUAAAAGUAUAGUUUCAUAUUUAUCUAAUGCAAAACUUUUCUAGUGACCUAUGUAUAUUCGUUGUAUAGAUUAAUUUCAUUGAGAUUACAGAUAUGUAAGCCUCA
Cydia pomonella (codling moth) is the source of this 2216-nucleotide messenger RNA. Its product is annotated as facilitated trehalose transporter Tret1-like. The transcript has 15 exons. The coding region runs from base 189 to 1817 and encodes 542 amino acids. The record is from RefSeq and is a predicted model, not a curated record. Gene Ontology annotation, molecular function: transmembrane transporter activity. Gene Ontology annotation, biological process: transmembrane transport. Lineage: Eukaryota; Metazoa; Arthropoda; Insecta; Lepidoptera; Tortricidae. Gene Ontology annotation, cellular component: membrane.